Messenger RNA from Arabidopsis arenosa, 1306 nucleotides. The record is from the annotation of a GenBank genome assembly. Lineage: Eukaryota; Viridiplantae; Streptophyta; Magnoliopsida; Brassicales; Brassicaceae.
CAGUUCAAGAACACUGAGUAAGAAGAAGAAGAAGAAGAAAAAAACAUAAUGGAUCUUUCUUCUCGUCGCGCCUCUUCCUCUCUCACAUUGAGCCUCAUAGUUCUCCUCCUAGCUUCCACAGGUUCGUAUGGCUCAACAUUCACAUUCGCUAAUCGCUGCGGCUUCACCGUAUGGCCUGGAAUCCUAGCGAAUGCUGGCUCUCCUACUCUCUCCACCACCGGAUUCGAGCUCCCUAAAGGCACCUCCCGCUCUCUCCAAGCUCCCACCGGUUGGUCCGGUCGAUUCUGGGCUCGAACCGGUUGCAAGUUCGACGGUUCUGGCUCCGGUACAUGCACAACCGGUGAUUGCGGCUCCAACUCUGUCGAAUGCGCCGGACUUGGCGCCGCACCGCCUGUAACUCUCGCCGAGUUCACUCUAGGCACUGGCGGCGACGAUUUCUACGACGUUAGUCUCGUCGACGGUUACAACAUUCCGAUGAUAGUUGAAGUCGCCGGUGGAUCUGGGCAGUGCGCUUCUACCGGUUGCACUUCGGAUCUUAACACUCAGUGCCCUGCUGAGCUGCGUUUCGGCGACGGAGACGCUUGUAAAAGCGCGUGUGAAGCGUUUCGGAGUCCUGAGUAUUGUUGCAGCGGCGCGUAUGCUACACCUUCUACUUGUCGGCCUUCCGUCUACUCGGAGAUGUUCAAAGCCGCUUGUCCUCGCUCGUAUAGCUACGCUUACGACGAUGCUACGAGCACUUUCACUUGCGCCGGUGGAGAUUACACGGUGACGUUUUGCCCUUCUUCCCCUAGUCAAAAAUCGACUAGCUACUCCCCUCCAGUGACAGACUCGUCGUCGACCUCACAAGGUUCGGAUCCUGUGCCUGGUUCUGAUACGGGUUAUGCCGCCGGUCAGGGUCAACAGACUCCAGUUCAAGGUAAUGUGUACGGGUCUCAGGGUACUGGGUCGGAGAUGGGUACAGGAGAGACCAUGUUACAGGACGGAUCAUGGAUGGCUGGUUUGGCCAUGGGAGACUCAAGCAGACCAGCCGGCGCUUCAUUGGCAAUGCUACUUGCUGCCUUUACUUUUCCGUUUAUCUUCUCGUAGCAUCUUCGUCUUAGAUUUUGUAGUCGUUUUGUUAGCAUUGCCUUUGUUUAGUUUUCUUGAUACUCAAUGUUUAUCGCUCAAGACUGCGACUAUUUGGGUUUUAGGGUUUUGCAUUGUAGCUUUGUCGUGUGUGCGUGUUCCUUUUCAUCUGUCUUAGAAGAUGGUUUUUCAUGUUUGAAAUUGUGAGAUAUGCUUUGUGAUAUAAAGAUCUUUUGUGGCU